Messenger RNA from Theileria annulata, 2022 nucleotides. RefSeq lists its product as uncharacterized. Gene Ontology annotation, cellular component: membrane. The coding region runs from base 1 to 2022 and encodes 673 amino acids. The record is from RefSeq and is a predicted model, not a curated record. NCBI's taxonomy places the organism in Eukaryota, Apicomplexa, Aconoidasida, Piroplasmida, Theileriidae. The transcript has 7 exons. Gene Ontology annotation, molecular function: serine-type endopeptidase activity. Gene Ontology annotation, biological process: proteolysis.
AUGGAACAUGUAUUGGAUUCAAAUGUUAAUGAAAAUACAAAAUUAGAUAAUACAAAAUUAGAUAAUAAAGAUUUGGAAAAUGUAAAAUCAGAAAAUGUAUUGAAACAUGAAAUUAAAAAGAAGAAAAAAUUAAAAACUAAACUUAAAUCUGUAAAAAAUGAAAAAUUAGACGAUAAAAAUUUAGAAAAUAAUUUAGAAAAUGAAAAUUUAGAAAAUGAAAAACCGAAAAUUAAAAAAAAUGCUAAAUUGAUUAAAAAAACACAAUUAACCAAUACUAAUACCACUGGUACUAAUACUAAUACUAAGGGAAAGGGAGCAAAUGACACUUUUGAUACUCCGGGAAAGGGAGCUAAUUUUACAGCUACAGAGUGUACUACUAAGGAUACUAAAGGAGUUGGUGAGGGAACUGGUACUGUUGGACCAAGCACCGUAACGGAGGAUAAAAAUAUAAGUAGAGAAAAGGUAGCAAAAUUAAAGAAAAAAUUUGAAACUAAAAAAAAUCAAUCAACAUAUAAUAAAGUUAUUAAUUUAUUCAAACAACAUAAUUUAUUAACUGAACAACAAAAUGAUGAGAAAAAUCAAUUAGACGACAAAAAAUCGUCAGAUGAUAAAAAAAUAUUAAAUAAUGAAAAUAAUUCAUUAAAUGAUAAAAAUUCAUUAGAUAAUGUAAUAAUAAAUAUAGAAUCCAAUACAAAUAAACAAAAUAAUACCACCAACACUACUACUGGAACUACUACUAAUACUACCACUGCUACUACUACUGUUGGUAUGAAUAAAAUAAAAGGUGUAAAAAAAAUAACGACAGUUUUUGGUGGAUAUCCAGUAUUAACAUUAACAUCUUCAGUAAUAUUAUUUGUAUUUUUAUUUCAAAUUAUAUUAAAUAAAAUAUCAUUUAAUGGUCGUUGUAUUAGUAAAGUAUUAUAUCCAAAUGAUUCUAAAGCUUAUCAUACAAUGUUUGGUUAUGGUGCAUGUGAAUAUAAUUUACAACAGAAAAUAGAAGAAAUUGGAUAUAUAGGUACUAAAGCUAAUGAUAAAGGUUGGCCAUCAACACUUGUAAGUGAUGAAAAUGUUGUUGAAUCUACUUCUACAUUUGAUUCACCUAAUUAUCGGGGAUUCACAUUAUUCGGUGGAAUGAAUACUAAUUAUAUACGUAAUUAUAAAGAAUAUUUUAGAUUAUUUUGGAGUAUGUUUAUGCAUAGUGGAGUUUUACAUUUAAUAUUUAAUUUAAUAGCACAAACACAAAUAUUAUGGAUUAUUGAACCAGAUUGGGGAUUUUUUCGUAGUUUAAGUACAUUUAUAUUGUCAGGAUUUAUGGGUAAUUUAUUUGCUGGUGUAUUUGAACCUUCAUUUACAGUAGUUGGUUCAUCUGGUUGUAUGUUCGGUCUUAUUGCUGCACUUAUACCAUAUUGUGUUGAAAAUUGGUCAUUAUUACGUUCACCAAUUUAUAUUUUUGCAUUUGCUAUUAUUAUUACUAUUAUCAGUUUUACAUUCUUCAAUAAUACCGUUUCUAUAUAUUCUCAUCUUGGUGGAUGGGUUGGUGGAUUACUUUGGGGAUUUAUAACAUUAAGAUCAACAUUUAAAUUAAAAGAUUGUGCUAUAAAAGAAUCUUUAUUAUUAUCUUUUUUUAAAGAUAAACUUAAUCCUGAUGAUAAAAAUAAAUUAAAAGAAUCUUUCUUAAUUAAACAAAGAAAGUGUAUAAAUGAAAUAAGAAUAGAAAGAAGAAGAAAAAAGUUUAAACAAAGAAUAAAAAAUUUAAUUAAAUAUCCAAUUGAUUAUUUCAAAAAAGGACCUUACGAUAUAUUAAUAAGAAUUAUACCACUCAUAUUAUUUGUAAUAUUAAUAAUAAUAUUAUGUUCAAAUUUAUUAAUAGAAUCGAUAUAUAAUAGAAUGUUUUUAUUAAAUGAAUCAUCAAAUUUAUCACAAUGUUGUUAUACAAAUGCUAAAAGUGAAAUAAUAUUUAAUAGAAAAGUUUUUUGGUGUUUUGAAAAUUAUCAAACUGCAAUUAAUUUCUGUAAAAUUUAA